Molecule: messenger RNA, 731 nt
Organism: Rhizophagus irregularis DAOM 181602=DAOM 197198
Lineage: Eukaryota; Fungi; Glomeromycota; Glomeromycetes; Glomerales; Glomeraceae
Source: RefSeq, a predicted model, not a curated record
CAUCUUUAUAAGCUUGCUUUACACUAUCAGGUCCCCUAAAUUGUUGAUAAUAAAUAGCCGGCAUAUUUUUUGUUACUCUUGCUAUUUGCAUCCCUUGUAAUUCGCAUUGCCUUGCGAGAUUUUCGAUAAAAUUAAUAGCUUCCGGUUUAGGCAUCCAAUUACUUUGUUCAAAAAUAACUACAUGCCAGAAUUCGAGGCGUUCACCACUCUCAACAAAUUUGACGUUUCUAAGAUUCCAUUGCCCAUUUACAGGUUUCAUGGUGUAUCCUGAAUAUUUAACGUCUGUAGACUCAAUUAUACGUGCAUCCACUCUGGUCAGGUUGGGUUCAACUUCCAUACCAAUCUUUGUAGGAUCAUUCUGCAGCUGCAGUAUUUCUUUUGCACCCUUGAUCGUUUCGCUUUCAUUCACGCUGGGUCUCAUCUUAGCAGCCAAAAUAAUCUCUCCUCGUUGUCUUCCAGUCAACUUUUUGUUGCUAUAACGUUGUCCUUCAAUAAUUUUACAAAAUUCGAUCGGCCAUGCAAUUGUUGUGUCAUCGUCACUCAUUAUUUCAACAAAGAGCUUUGUUGGCUUCCGGGAUUGACCCUUGUUCUUUAAGUAUUCUUCAAUCUUGUUCUUGAAGUAUUCCUCAAGUGGAAAUGUUUCACUCGAAUCUGUCCUUGGUUUAUAUUUGAAAGAAGCUACUUGUUUAGUAUUUAGAAGCUUUUUAAUACGUCUUUCAGUUUGAAUAGGU